Cylindrotheca closterium is the source of this 1194-nucleotide messenger RNA. The record is from the annotation of a GenBank genome assembly. Lineage: Eukaryota; Bacillariophyta; Bacillariophyceae; Bacillariales; Bacillariaceae.
AUGCGCAUCAUUUCUUCAUCAGUCAUUACUCUUUCCCUUCUUGGAUCUAGCAGCAAUGCCUUUGCUCCAUCCGCCGACGCCGCCAGCAUGUCCUCUCGAACUACCGGUACUGCAGCACUCCAAGCCGUCACGGUAGACGACGUCAAGCUGCUCGAAGAAAAGUAUGCCAAGCAAGACAAGAAGGAUCAAUCCAGCAAGACUGUCACUGUCUACGAAAGUGUCGUUGUUCCGCCAACCCAAAUUGACUUGUCUCAAGUUUCCAAUCUCCUCACACCCGCCGAAGCCUACCAAGCUUUGGUCGCCAAGGGAGAAUACAAUGCCAAUGCCAGUGCUGCCAAGACUGUCUUUUCAGCUGCACUAGGUGGUGCCUAUGUCGGCAUGGGUGCCAUGUUGUCGCUUGCCGUUGCUGGUAACUCUCCCGGUCUUGCGGCUUCCGACCCUGGUCUGUACAAGUUUCUCUUUGGGGCCCUCUUUCCGGUCAAUCUCUUGCUCGCACUCCAAUGCGGUGGACAAUUGUACACUGGAAACACUGCCAACAUGAUGGCUGCUGUCUGCGAGGGAAAGGCCAAUGUUGGUGACUUGGCUCGUUCUUGGUCACUUUCCUGGAUUGGCAACUUUAUUGGUUGCACUGGUUUUGCCAUUGCUUGCAAGUAUGCCGGUGUCUUGGAAGGCGGGGCCGGACAUUUGGCCGCUGCCACCUUGGCCACCAAGACCAGUUACGAAUUGGGUCCACUCUUUGUCAAGGCCAUGUUUUGCAACUGGCUCGUCUGUUUGGCCGUGUACUUGAGUAUGCAAGCGAAAGACAUGACUGGAAAGUACCUUUCCAUUUGGUUGCCAGUCUCCUGCUUUGUCAGCAUUGGCUUUGAACACUCGGUCGCCAACAUGUUCUUGUUGCCCGCUGGACUCAUGAGUACCAAUGAUAUUUCGAUUCAAACAGCACUCUUUCACAACUUGUUGCCAGUGACGGUCGGAAAUGCCGUUUCGGGAUCCCUCUUUGUGGGAGCUGCCAUGUCUUUUAUGUACGGCAAGUUGGGAGAAGAAGAAGAAGAAGAAAAAGUAGCCGAAAAAGAAGAAGGAGUUGUGGCACUGGCAAAGGAGCCAAAUAACCAACAGAUUGUCGUUGAUGAUGGAACCAGAAAACAAAAGAAGGGAAAAGAAUCAUUACCAGCGGCGUCGACAUCCACAUCAUCCUAA